CUCCAUUUUGAUCGCCUCGCUUCUUCACCUCUCUCUCCUCUAUUUGUUUCUGAGAAACCCUAGCUUCUAGAGAGAGAAACUCUUCUCUUCCAUGGCGGAAGCAAAGAACAUCGCCGGUGUGUCAGCCGCAGAGGACGAGCAGUAUGGGUUCAAGCGGCAGGAGAUGUAUAGCAGCAACAUCGCCGGUUCCGUUACUUCAUACGGACGACAUAUUUUCCUCUACUACAAGAGUCCCGAUGCGUGGCUUUCACGCGUGGAGGAUGAAGGUCUCCCGCAGGUUCUUGCCUCGUCGCUCAAGGCUCGCAAAGCUGAAAUCGCUGUUGAGACGAAGCUGACGGUCUGUGGAGGAGGUGAAUCGGAUGGAGACGUGUUGAUUUUCCCGGAAAUGGUCAAAUACAAGGGACUUAAGGACUCAGAUGUGGAUGCUUUUGUUGAAGAUGUUCUUGUUAAUGGGAAACCAUGGGCUCACGGGAUCCAGGAGGCGUUAACCGGGUCCUUUGUAUUUGUGUGUGCUCAUGCUAGUCGGGACAAGAGAUGCGGUGUUUGUGGACCACCUCUUAUAGAGACGUUCAAGCAGGAGAUAGUGUCACGUGGACUUCUGGAUCAGAUCUCCGUUUCGCCUUGUUCCCACGUCGGUCAACACAAGUAUGCUGGCAAUUUGAUCAUCUUCUGUCCUGAUUCAGCUGGAAAUAUAUCUGGCAAUUGGUAUGGCUAUGUGACUCCUGAUGAUGUGCCUGAAUUGCUUGACCAGCAUAUUGCAAAAGGAGAAAUCAUACAAAGGAUUUGGAGGGGCCAGAUGGGACUAAUUGAAAACGAACCCGCAAAAGGGGAUGGCCAGAAACUACCAAACGGGAACGGCUUAGCAGAGAACAAAACACGAGAGAACGAUGGAUUCACGGGAGGUUGUUGCCAGGGUGCAAAUGGUGUGAUGUCAUGUUGCCGUGAAGAAAAGCCCGAACCAGUCGAGAAGAAAGGAAUGUCCAAGCUGCCAAGCUUGUUCCGGUCACUGGAGAAGGACCAGGUGUUUAAGGCAGCCACCGUGUUUGGAGCUGUCGCAACAGUAGCCGCCGUGGCUCACAGCUUUUACCGAAGGUCAGGGUAGAACUUGAACCCGUGUCUGCCCUUCAAUCUUUUUUCACUUACAAGUAAUAAUAAUUUUCCCUCGAGUUUUGGUUGUGGAUACAUAGUAUUAGUGUGCGGAUUGCCACAGGAAAAUAGGAAAAGAAUACAAUAAUCUUGACACCACUUAUCCGUUUUCCGUUUCGAUGUGGGGCAACAAACAUGCUAAAGGUCAUUGAUACGAGGUUGGGAAAAAACCCUAUGAUGUGUUUGUAUCUUGUCUGAACCAUUUUUUUUCUGUCGUUUUGCUUAAAUAUUUGUUUGUGUUAAUGUUCUGAUUGUUAUUGUC
Molecule: messenger RNA, 1408 nt
Organism: Tarenaya hassleriana
Lineage: Eukaryota; Viridiplantae; Streptophyta; Magnoliopsida; Brassicales; Cleomaceae
Exons: 5
Coding region: 92-1102 (336 amino acids)
Source: RefSeq, a predicted model, not a curated record